AUGAUGCGAUGGCUGCACGUCGCUGUCAUUGCCGGGAGCUUCCCCGUUCCGGCCUUCUCUGCCACCUCUGCCAGCUGCCUGUCACAGAGGACUCGCCAGGCGCUCGAUGAGGAAGCUUACGGAGAGCAAAGCAUGCAGCUCCUGCAGCAUGCACGGGACCGCCACGGCCGGCUACGGGUCCCUCCCAGUGGCUUCUUCAAUACGUCGGCCAUCUUAGCAGACAGCCCUCGAGGUACUUUCCUCUCGCGCAUGGCUAUCUUGGUUCAGGCAGUCGGUCUGACGUACAACACCACCACCCCGAAGUUUCAACCGGGGUUGGCUGAUGCCAACAUAUCUUCAGGUGCUGGUACCUGGUUUCGAAAGAAGCAGUUCGAUCGGGACCCGGAGAAGGGUGGCGUCUUUGCCAGAGUCUUUGCAAACGACGAGAUGCAUUCGGCCAUCAUCGUCUUCAAAGGCAUCUGUGACACGAUAGGCCUCGAACAAUGUAUUAUUGAUGCAUGCAAGCUCAACAGCAUCGGAGCCUACGGAGAGCUCUCGGAGGGCAUCGCUGCAGUGUUCGGAGCAGACGACAAGACGUGCGAAGGCUACAGGGAACAGCUGAACUUCGUGGAGCAGGCUUUGAGUUACGCUGCCGCCGUCCGCAGUGCGCUAGAAGACUACGAAAUCAUCCUGACGGGGCACUCCCUCGGAGGGCUGCUGGCGAUUGUCACGGCUUCGCAGCUGGGCCUCAAAGCGCUGACUUUUGCACCGACUCCUUUCCACAACGUUCUGAAGCAGGAGUUGAACUUCACUGACGAGCAAAUCUCUGGCAUGGACUCUGACGACCUUGUGUCUUUGUGA
Messenger RNA from Symbiodinium necroappetens, 840 nucleotides. NCBI's taxonomy places the organism in Eukaryota, Dinophyceae, Suessiales, Symbiodiniaceae. The record is from the annotation of a GenBank genome assembly.